AUGAAAUACAAGCAAGCAGUACCCGUCACGGUCUCCCUGCGAGACCUAGAGUCCAACGCCGUCCCCUUCAACACCCUCCUGAACGCGUUUGGGCCGGACAGCCUGGGCAUCCUCGUCGUGACCGACCUACCGUCCACCUUUGCACCGCUGCGCCAAAAAGUCCUCUCCAACUCCUCGCGCCUUGCGCACCUUCCUCCCGCACACCUCGAGAAACUGACGAAACCCAGCGCAAAGUAUCUCGUCGGGUGGAGUCACGGUGUCGAAACCCUGCGACCGGGAGUGGUCGAUACCGCGAAGGGGAGUUACUACAUCAACUGCGCAUUUUACAAGGAUCCCUCUCUGCAGUCUGUCAAGGAUGGGGAGAACAAGUUCCCGGGGUUCGAAGAGUACACGGCUCCCAAUGUAUGGCCUGACGAGGUGGAUAUUCCGGGGUUCAAGCAGGAUGCGGAGGAGUUGAUAAGGUUGAUCAUCGAUACGGCGGUAUUGGUUGCGAGGGCGUGCGAUCGCUUCGCCGAGCAUGAGAUCGGGGAUGGGUAUGAAAGGGGUUAUUUGGAAAAGGUGGUAAGGGGGAGUGAGACGACCAAGGCGAGGCUGUUGCAUUAUUUCCCCACCGCUGCGCGGGAGAGCGUGAAUGGGAAUGUGAACGGCGAUGGCGAUGCUACCGCUACUUCGAACGGACACGCCGUCUCUGUCUCAGCAGCAGCAAAGGAGGACAAAGAGGAGCCCGAGAUCGACGACUCGUGGUGCACCACGCACCUCGACCACGGGUGUCUCACGGGCUUGACAUCAGCCAUGUUCCUCGACGAGUCCAAUACCAAUACCAAUACCUCUGGGGAUGAAUAUACCGAACUCCCCUCGUCCCCGGACCCCAAAUCGGGUCUCUACAUCCUCUCGCGCACAGGCCAGAUCCACAAGGUGAGCAUCCCGCGCGACGCCCUGGCGUUCCAGACCGGCGAGGCGCUCGAGAUGAUCACGCGCGGGAGGUUCAAGGCCGUUCCGCACUUUGUCAGGGGCGUCAACGUCGCCGACCCCAACGCCAACGCCAUGACCAAAAUCGCCCGCAAUACCUUGGCCGUCUUCACGCAGCCCAACCUCGACGAGCCCGUGGAUUUGGAGACCGGGUUGACCUUCGGCGAGUUCGCGAGGGGGGUCGUCAAGAGGAACACUGCUUCCUAG
This is a messenger RNA of Fonsecaea multimorphosa CBS 102226, 1176 nucleotides long. RefSeq lists its product as uncharacterized. Bases 1 to 1176 code for a protein of 391 amino acids. The record is from RefSeq and is a predicted model, not a curated record. The transcript has a single exon. NCBI's taxonomy places the organism in Eukaryota, Fungi, Ascomycota, Eurotiomycetes, Chaetothyriales, Herpotrichiellaceae.